Messenger RNA from Penicillium pulvis, 1485 nucleotides. RefSeq lists its product as uncharacterized. NCBI's taxonomy places the organism in Eukaryota, Fungi, Ascomycota, Eurotiomycetes, Eurotiales, Aspergillaceae. Bases 1 to 1485 code for a protein of 494 amino acids. The transcript has a single exon. The record is from RefSeq and is a predicted model, not a curated record.
AUGUCUGCGGACUUGCUAGCAGAAUUCGGUCAGGACUCGGGGCCUCCGCGAAGCUCCGCAGGCAACCCACCAGCUGGACGACCACAAGAAACUUCUGUGACAUUUAGUCCAGAUCACAACGAUGAUGAUUUCUUCUCUUCCUUGACGACGGGUAAUCAACAGAGAAAGCCCCAGGGAUUCCUUCCGGCCCCAUCAGCAAACCAGUACCCAACCCCGGCUUCGCGACAGCCGCCGGGCUUCGAGCUAUUCAAUCUGCCUAGAAGCGAGAACAGCGAUGUGCUAUUUGACGCCGAAACCGACGCACCAUCGAACGAUACAGAAGAUGACUGGGGAGAUUUUGAAGAGCCAGAAUCGACUAUCACCAAUUAUCAACCACAACGCCCUGAAAUUAACAUACCUGAAGCCCAGCCGCGGGUAGCCAAAUAUCAGUCAGCUCAAAUAGACUUGCUGGGUUCACUGUCACUAGCAGACUCAACGCCAACUGCGAAUAGACCAAUUGGCAUUACCCAGAAGACCUCAGCAUCUACCAGCAAUGCGCCAGAACCAACAUGGGACGACGAUUCAUUUGGAGACUGGGAUGAAUUUACAGACGCACCUUCUGUCAAUACGGCCGCGAGUCAGCCUAAGGCAAAAGCUACUCUGAUGAAAAGCAAGCCCAUUACCAAGCAAACUAAGAGUAUCAGCACGACUCCUGAACAAGCAAGCCAGGAAGAUGACUUUGAAGAUUGGGGCGAGUUCACCGACGGGCCAGCAGAACCAGCAGUGGCGCCCAAACAGAACCCCAAACCAAAAGCAAAGUCACCUACACCACCAACUCCAAACCCUCGGAGCUUUUUAUCCUCCGCGUCAACUUCACCCCCAACGGUUCGACCCACCAAUAUCCCACCACCCUCAGUCCUUCUCUCCCUCCUGGUCGAUAUCCUCAGCGCACUACAAAAGGAAGCUCUAAAAGCCCAACCGCGCAGCACACCGCCCGCUCAAAAAGAAGCAACUGCUAUCAAGAUAUAUACUACCCUAACAACAUCAGCCCGCAUAAUAGCCGGCCGCAGUCUUCGCUGGAAACGUGACACAAUCCUCAGCCAAAGCAUGCGCAUCGGCCCAGCAGGUAAACCCGGCGGCAUGAAAUUGAGUGCGGUGAACAAACAUGAAGAUGUCAAAGAGUCACAGGAUGCUGUUGAUGUGUUAAGGCUGUGGCGUGAGCGUGCUGCGUUGUUCAACGCUAUCGUGCAAGGCGUGGGGCAGAAAGCUCUUCCUGUAUUUACUGAUCCCACUGCUUUGAAGGUUGUAAUGGCGCGUGCUGAGGACGGAGCGAUUAAGGCCUCGCACCCUUGUGCGCUUUGUGCGCUUAAGAGAGAUGAGCGGGUUUUGAGGGUGGAUGAUGGGGAUGUGAAUGAUAGUUUUGGGGAGUGGUGGACGGAGCAUUGGGGACAUACGGGGUGUAGGAUCUUUUGGGAGGGGAAUAAAGAUUUGCUUUUGCAGCGGUGA